Molecule: messenger RNA, 12496 nt
Organism: Schistocerca gregaria
Lineage: Eukaryota; Metazoa; Arthropoda; Insecta; Orthoptera; Acrididae
Gene: dop
Product: microtubule-associated serine/threonine-protein kinase 3
Exons: 22
Coding region: 315-5753 (1812 amino acids)
Biological process (GO): peptidyl-serine phosphorylation; intracellular signal transduction
Molecular function (GO): magnesium ion binding; protein serine/threonine kinase activity; ATP binding
Source: RefSeq, a predicted model, not a curated record
GUGUUUGUUUCUGAACAGUUCGACUGUCGUCACAAAACAUCAAUAGAGAUUUAGUAAAGGCAGUGCAUUUGUGGCGUGGAAGCAGCUAAAAUGUAGUUCGCGUAAUUAGGAUGCACGUUGAGGGAAUGGGAGCACACACGUUUUUUAAAAUGAGUGUGGAAGUGGAGUUAAGCUUUAGUUUUACAAAAACGUAGACUAUCCAGGUUACAGACAGUACAAUGUCAUGUAUACCGAAUAGCUAUGUUAAAAUUCCUUAUCAAGCACAAAUUCACAAGUAAGUUAAGGGUAUUCAAAGGUUUUUGAUAUUGUUUAUCAUGAGAAAAAUGGAAAACGCUGCCAAUCGACCAAGUCGAACGAGAGUUCGCUCUCACUCGCAAUCUGCAAGAGUGUUGGUUUUCGACGAAAAAACUGUCACUCAUAUGAGAAGCGUUGAUGAACCCAGCCAUCGACGAUUUUCUGAUUCAGAAGAUGGAAAAUUUCCUGUUAAAUCACGUUCAGAAGAAAAAACCAACUUGAUUCAUAUGAGAAAAUCAAAUCUGGGUCAGUCAGCACCAUCACUCUCUUCGAGCAUUAAAGAGCUGGGUUUGCCUCGAAGAAGUAGUCGUAUUGCCCAUAGGAAGAGCUUCAUAUCGGCAACUUCUCCAACAUUACCCAGGUGUCAUUCACCAGUUCUAAGCAGUCCCUUAGAAAGUCCACGGAUGUCUCCAAGUCAACAUUUUGGUUUUGCUCCAAUUAAAAGAGGUGAUGGAAGAAGAUGGUCUGUUGCAUCUCUGCCUUCAUCUGGCUAUGGGACAACACCUGGAAGUUCUAAUGUGUCGUCACAGUGCUCUAGCCAGGAGAAACUACAUCAGCUGCCAAAUCUUCCUACUUCAGACGAACUUCAGAUGCUGACAUCACAUUUCUCAUCAAAUGACAGCAAUCCAAGCAUAGAUGAUGAUGGACGACGUUCUCCUUUCUAUAGACCUAGAUCGAGAAGUCUAAGUAGUCCGAGUCGUUCCCCAGUUACAGAUGAUGAAAUUGUUCUUAUGAACACAUUAUACAAGGAAAGAUUCCCAAAGGCCACUAAGCAGAUGGAGGAAAGAUUGCAGAGUUUUAUUGAUGAAAAUAAAUCACUAGAUUCAAAUGAGAAGUUCAGCAUACUUGCCAAAGACUGUGUCCCCAUAGUGAGAUUUGUUCACCAUCAGAUUGUGGAGAUGGCAAGAGACUGCCUUCAAAAAUCUGAAGAAAAACUGGUCACCAGCAGAUAUUUCUAUGAAAUGUCAGAAAAUUUGGAAAAGUUGCUUUCGGAGACAAAAGAUAAAUCACCUGAUGCAGCAGCCUGGUUAAGUGGAAUAAUUAAAAAGUUACUUCUUAUAAUUUCUCGCCCUGCUCGUUUACUGGAGUGCUUAGAGUUUGACCCUGAAGAAUUCUAUUUACGUCUGGAACAAGCUGAAGGCCAAGCUAAAACAUCGUAUGGAAUAAAGGCAGAAAUAGCUCAGUAUGUCAUCAACAAAUUGGGUUUAACAAGAGAUCCCAUAGCAGAAUUACAGGAAGGAUUAAAUAAGAUGGAAAACAGAGCUGCGGUUACAGAAGAAAGAGUUUCCACAACAGCAGUGUGUCCCUUACCAGCUGCUAAGGACUCUAAAGAAUCAAAGGUGCCAUCUGAGGACGACUUUGAAAUAGUGAAGUUAAUUUCGAAUGGAGCGUAUGGUGCCGUCUACCUCGUUCGUUCGAAGGAAACACGUAUGAGAUUUGCAAUGAAGAAAAUUACAAAAAACAAUCUUGUGCUAAGAAACCAGGUCGAUCAAGUAUUUGCUGAGCGUGAUAUCAUGAGUUUUACUGAUAAUCCAUUUGUAGUGAGCAUGUAUUGCAGCUUUGAAACAAAGAAACAUCUGUGCAUAGUCAUGGAGUAUGUAGAAGGAGGAGAUUGUGCGACACUGGUGAAAAACAUAGGACCUCUCCCACCAGACAUGGCAAGGUUUUACUUUGCAGAGACUGUUUUAGCUGUUGAAUAUUUGCACAGUUAUGGAAUUGUUCAUAGAGAUUUGAAGCCAGAUAACUUGCUCAUAACAGCAUUGGGCCAUAUCAAGCUUACAGACUUUGGUUUGAGCAAAAUGGGGCUAAUGUCAUUGGCUACUAAUUUGUAUGAAGGCUACAUUGACAAGGAAACCAAGCAGUUUUCUGACAAACAAGUUUAUGGAACACCAGAAUACAUUGCACCAGAAGUUAUAUUGAGACAGGGAUAUGGCAAACCUGUAGACUGGUGGUCUAUGGGCAUUAUAUUGUAUGAAUUCCUCAUUGGCUGUGUGCCCUUUUUUGGUGAUACACCAGAAGAAUUGUUUGCCCACACUGUAAAUGAUGACAUUGAAUGGCCAGAUGAUGAUGACUGGCCAGUGCAACCCGAGGCCAAAGACAUCAUCACAUCUCUACUACAACAAAAUCCAAGAGAUCGACUGGGAACAGGGGGUGCUCAUGAAGUAAAGGAGCAUCCAUAUUUCAGUGGUGUGGACUGGAAUUCAUUACUCAGGCAAAAAGCUGAAUUUGUUCCUCAGAUUGAUCAUGAAGAGGACACCAGUUACUUUGACACUCGAAUGGAUCGUUACAACCAUGACAUUGGAGAAGAUACAGAUGAUACAGAUGAGUCACCUCUGUUCAGUUCAUUCUCAUCAUGUACGCCACACUAUCGUAAGGUACAGACCAGGCUAAGUCUAUUUGAAGAAGGGGAUGAUGGCAGUUUCAAAAAGUCAUUCUCACGUGCCGAUUCAGGGCAGUCAGACCAUUCAGAGUCUUCUCCUUCCAAUCUUGGGAGUAAUUUGGACACACCAGAAACAGAUGGAAACCGGGAAAUAAUGGAGACAGGUGAUCGAUCAUCGUUGAAGAAAGCUGCACAGCCUAGUACGCCUGAAUCAUCACAAACUGAGAGUGACGAUGUUUCACCACAGAUCCACAGGAAGAGGAGACUUCACUCAAAGGAUACUCUUCCUCGUUUUUCAAUUUCUGUUGAAGAUAAUCGUACCAGCUCUCAGCCAGAGCAAAAUACAAACCAAUUGCAGCCAUUGCCCAUUCAUCCUUUGGAGGAGAAAGGUUGGCGAAACUCUGACAGUGUUCCAAGAGUGUCAUUACCAGCAAUUCCUCCAAUUGCACCUUGUGGAAAGCACCGUUCCAGAUCAGUUAUCAAGAGUGCAUCUGCGACUGGGCUUUCUCUUAUGAUACCUUCUGAAGAAUGUCACCCACAACCAAUUCAGUCCCCUGGUGGAUCAAGCACUGCCAGUUCACGGGAUACAUCUCCUUGCCGAGAACUGUCACCUCUUGUUACAAGCCUGAAACCACCAAUUAUUAUCCGGCGUGGUCCUCGUGGAUUUGGUUUUACUGUGCAUACUAUUAGAGUGUACUACGGUGACACAGAUUUUUAUACAAUGCACCAUUUAGUAAUGGCUGUGGAAGACAGCAGCCCAGCAUUCGAGUCAGGUGUUCGCCCAGGUGACUUAAUAACGCACAUAAAUGGUGAAGCAGUACAAGGACUUUACCAUACCCAAGUACUGCAGCUCGUAUUAUCUGGCGGUGACCAUGUGACACUGCGUGCAACUCCAUUGGAAAAUACCUCAAUUCGAACUGGUGGUAGGCGUAGAGAACCUGGCCAGAGCCGCUUGGCACGCCAUGCUGCUCCCCAUCGUCAACAGAGACAUCGCCAGAAGAGGGAUCAUCCUGACAAACGUCGCAAACCAUCUCUCUUCCGCCGCAUUAGCAGCAAGCGUGCUUCUGCUGAACUGCAUCAGCCAUUGAAAAUAUCGAGCCCUCUGUCAGCUCCGAUCAUUCCAGUUGACUGUAAACCUCAGUUCAAGCUGGCGGCAGGUGUACCUGCACAAACAAGUGUGACACCAAGUCGCAGCCUAACUUCACUUUCAAUGUCACGACCACUACCACUACCACCUACAGAGCUUGGGCCAUCCUCACCAUUGCGUUCACCACCUACGGUGCCUAUACCACCACAUCGCUCAGCAUCUGUGGAGUCACCAGCAACUUCUUCACAGUCGAGCUCACCUGGUUCUGGUUCAGAUGGUAGUGGACAACCACCAGCACCUCAUUUCCAAAGGCCUUCAACAUUACAUGGUCUAAAACAUAAGCUGCAUACAUCAGCUAAAGGCGUUCGCUCACCUGGGAGACGCAAGUCUGUGGGUCAUAUUCCACUCAGUCCACUGGCAAGAACUCCUUCUCCAGGACCGUUGCCUUCUUCACCCACACGUUCACCUAGCCCCUUGGCAUUCCCUGCUGUUGCUGGACACCAACCAGGUAGCUCAAACACAACACAGUCAUACAGUCCAGGACAACCUCUUGUGCCCGCAACAGGAGCAGUAGCGAAAAAGGGAUUUGGUCGACCAAAGGGAGCUGAACCAGGUUCACCACUGCUGAGACGGGCCCUUUCACCUGAUCGCUUGCAUCCGAGAAGUGCAGAGAAGCCUGCACCACCAUCUGUGUCACCAUUGUGUCAGCCAUCACCACCCAAGGUUACAGUUUCAUCGGCAUCACCUCGCUUAACUUCUGGAGUUGCAGCUUCCGUUCCCUCACCUUCAGAUCCCGAAAGAAGAAAAUCUGAUCCUAAUCCUUGCUCGGAACACAGUUCUAGUGACUUUAGAGCAUCUGCAUCUGGUGAUAGGGGCUCUCAACACUUGCCUCGCAUAGCAGAAGAAAAAGAUUCUCCUACAGGUUCCAAAGAUGAACAGAGUCCACCAUUUGGAGCAUUUUCAGAAUCUACAAUAGAUUGUGAUGGCCGCAUUGAUGUGUCUGUUCGAAAGUCUGCUCCGGGUCGCCUCUAUGAAGAUCGAAAUCAAGAAACACUAUCUGGUUCUGGGUUAACUAAUGAAAAUCUCAUCUCUUCAGAUUCAGAACCUUUAAGUGAUAUCUGCAGUAAUAAAGGUAAUGAAACUCUUAUUAAGAACAAAAAUAAAUGUUCUGUACACAGUUCUCCUGAGUCAACCAGUCAUUUACCCGAACGUGAUGUAAUAACAGGUGGUAAAAAUAACGCCAUGAAAGUUGACAUGAGAGCAGCACAUGAUAGUCACUCUAUCAGUUUCAGUAAAAGGCCUGAUACUCUGCAUGAUGAUAAAUUAACCCAGAAUAAAAUAUCGACAUCUGAAACCAGAGUUACAAGUAUGACACCUGUUUCUUCUGAACUGGAUAAAGUAUCUGGUGCUCAGAUUGUUGCCAGCAAACGUCAGAUUGAUAGCACUGCAUGUGAAAGCAAGUCAAAAUUUAUGCUUUCUGCAGGUGAGACCUAUCCUGCUUCUAAAAAUUUGGAGAUGACUAAACAGCUUGCACCACAAGAUACCUGCCGGGCGAAAGUUGCUGAGUGUUCGGAGUUACAUACAACUUGUAGUGCCUCUGGGUCUGACAUUUCUGUCCAUGAAGCAUAUGGAGGAGGUACAACAUUUCAUAAUACACGUAAUGUCAGUGUACCUACAUCAACAGAUUUUUCUCGUCAGGCUGUGCCUGCAAUUGGGGUGAUAUUACGGGGAAACAAUGCACAGACUCAGCCAUCAAGCAUGCAACAUGAUAUAGCAACAGGCAGCAGUAAGGAAAAAGAAAGUGUCAGUAAAGUAGUAUCUUCUCUCAAGUGCCCAGGUGGCAGUCAUGGCAGAGGAGUGCACAGUUCUUCUGGAGGUGAAUCAGCUUUGAGUAUAAUUCGAAGUUCAAAUAGUGAGCUGAAGAACAGUAACACACAAGUCACUAUAAGAGAGUGCUCUGAUUUGUCAAAGAAUAAAGAGACAUCAUCUUGACAUGGUGUGAACAAGAUAGAUGCUGAAUAAAAUAAGCCAUCUGAUACAUAUUUUCUGGUGCAAAGCUUUUAUUUCUGUGACGUUCAUAUUAUAUUUCCAACCCAAAAAGAGCAAAUUAGAAGUAACAGUAUUGUUAUAAGAAGAAACCAGGGAAUGACUAUAAUAAGAAUGGUAGAGGAAGAUAAACUAGGAUGUCCAUUGAAGUAAUGCACCAGGUGAGGGUACAAAUUUGUGGAGGGGUGAGCAGUGUCUGUUUUCUUUGGUACAGAUUUACAUGGAGCUCUAUUACUUUAUGUGAAAUUCUCACAACAUUUUCAAAAAAGUAAUAAAGAUUUUAAAAUAUGAAGGUUGUAUCUGUAAUAUAUUUUCUGUACACAAGCUAUUUUUAAAAUAACUAUUUAGCACAUUGGCCAAACUCCGUUGUAUAUAUUCAUGUAAAUAAACACUUUUAAAUAUUUAACUAAAUAUUUUAAUAUAUUUUUAAUUGUAAAUUGUGGAAUGUUUAUCAAGUAAACUUCCAGUUGAAAAAUGAAACUAUAUACAUUUGAAAUAUGUUAGAGUAAUCUUGAGAAAUGUCACUUUGUAAAUUCCCCACUCUAAAUUUUAUAAUGUUGACUUUACUUUUGUAAAUAAAUAUGUUUCUGUGUCCUGUAAAAGUAUAUCUAUCUUAAAUCUGUUAUUCUAUCAUUGUCAUGCCUAAGUAUAAAAUGAUUAGCCCUAAAACAACUUUUAAAAGGUAGGAGAUUUCUUAUCUUGCAGUGAUUUGUAUACCUAUUGAAGAUAAUGCCAUUGAAUAUCUUUUUAAUAAUCUUGCUGCCCAUUUGAUUUUGACAGGCAUAUUGACUAAUGGCAUUGUGUUGUGUUGUGAUACGACAGUAACUAAUCUUAGCAGCUGCUAAUUUUUGCCAGUGUAAUCACUAAAAAUUGUUUCACUGUGGUGUUCAUAUCUGUCAAAGACAGUCCCAUAUUUUUUAAAUAAUAAUUGCUGUGUCCAAUAGGCGUAUAGAGGGAAAUCAUAUUUAUUGUGUCAGGAAGAGUGCACUUCUUAGACCUUUAGUUUUAGUGGUAAAUUUAUGCCCCUCCUUUUUUACCUCAUAAAAGACUUAAUGCUUUGUAGUUUUAAACAUAAUUUCACAAAAAAAUGUAAUAAUUUUCAAUCCAUUUAAAAAAAGUAUUUAUAUAGACCAAUGGUGCAUACAUGUUGUGACAGGAAAGUAGCCAUAUUUACACACAUUGUUUUGUUCAUUUAUAUUUAUUCUCAUAUCUGGGUUACACUGUUAUGCACCAAUUUGUUGAUAAUUUUCACAAUAUUUAUUUUUUUGUAAUUUUGAAUCCAUGUACUGUUAUCAGGUUUUAAAUGUGUGGUGUCAUGUAUGUUGGGCGUGGGCAUGAAGAAAGGAGAGGGAGAUUGUAUGACAACCCUCAUUGUUUUUGUUGGUUAAUUUUUGGUCAGCCCAAAUAAGGGCAGCACUGUUCGUGUAUUUUUGUUGACGAUAAUGCCACAAAUUAUUUUUCAAUAAUUUUAGAGUCCAAUUACAGUAAACAGCAAUAUAAAUCUUUUCCAUAAUGUGUAUUGUGGCAUGAAACAAGCUACCAUUACCCAUCUUGAUUGUGUUGUUGUUUGUGAAAGUGCUAGCUCUGAAAGAAGUUGACAAGUGAUAUACAUAACUGUUUAAAAUAUAUCAUAGUACAUUAAAAAAAAAUUUUUAAACCUAUAUAGGCCUGUGGCAUCAUAUGCAUCAUAACAGGUAGGUAAUCAAAAGUGUAAACUGUGAGGUGGUCAUAGUAGGAACUUUUUAGUCCUCCCCUCCUCCACUUUGAGUCUGAUGCUGCUGUAAACUAGUGGCUAGGGUAAAUGAAGCUGAUUUAAAUAUAACAUUUGCAGAAUAAUUAUUCUGAACAGAUGCUUUUCUCAUAAAUGUCAGAAUUUUAAUUAUUUUUUAAAUAAUGAAUCUGGCAGGAUCACCCUGUUUCAUUUUUGCUGUUAUCACAUUUAUUUAAAAUAAUUUGUGAUUUUAGAAAUUUGCAGUACAAAGUGUUGUUAAUGGUUUUGUUAUAUAUUUUGAGGAGAGGAAAGUAGUUUGUUGUGGACUGUCUCCUUGUUCUAGUCAAUACCUACUCUUAAUUUAAAACAGUUUUCUGUUACUCGCAGUGUAAUUAUUUACUACUUCAUUCUCAGUGUAAUUCUGCAGUCAUGAGCAACUUUCUGGGCUUGUUAAUGCCAAUUCGUGACAUUCGGUAGCUUAGUUUACUUUACUUAUUAUUUAUUUUUGACCAUAGCUUACAAUUUUGUUGUGGCUAUGGAAUCAAUAUUUCCCCCUGUCUCUUUACAUCUUUUGUGCUGCAGAUUACAAUUUCCUCACCUUUUGAAUAUGUUUUGCAAGUUUGUAACAGUUUUUUAUUUGAAUAUGCCCACUGCUUUGUAUUUUGAUAUUACAGCUUUUAGCAGGUAUGAUCCCUCUCAUGUGAAUUCCUCUCUUGUCGAUGAGUAUCCUUACUGUGUGAGUUCCUUCUUUUACAAAUUGUGCUGUUUCCAGAUGAGUAAUGAACUACUUCCAGGUCAGAUGUGAAACAUUUUCCCUUGUCCACAUGUAGUCAAGAAGACGUGGUCAGUCUUCAUUGAGUUGAUUUUGUUUCAAGGUGCAUUUGGUAGAGCAUGAUACUUUUAAGUCAGCUAACAGUACCUGAGGUAAGCACUAUGGUUAAUUUGCAUAUGAUGCUGCAAGGUUGUCUAUCAAUUUGAAAUGCUUGGCAAGUACCUGGACCAAAACUUCUUCAAUCAAGAAUUCAGGUCACGCUACUUUUGGCCAACUUGUACGCAUGUCAUCAUCCUAUUUUCAGGUGAUUUUGCAUAUGAUCAUUACAGUAUACACUACAGUACAUUUAAUGUAAGUUUUUGCAUUAUCCUGUGAUGUGUUGUUGCUUAAAUAGUUUUUCUCAUUUUUUUUGUGAAGAAAUUGGUGUUUACCUUUUGCACACGUUUUAAUAUGAUUACAUUGCUCAACUGUAUUUCACCUGUCUUUCACAAGAGAGACUAAGGAUGUACUCACACACAGUACUGGGCAUCAGAGGACAGCUGGUGUGGCAUCACAUUGUGGCACGAUUUAUUGGCUGUAUCAUACUAAAAACUAGAAAAUACAAUUUUUUCCAUAUUAGCAAUUCUUUUUAGCUAAAAAAUAGCCUCUAUGUAGAAUGUUUUUGUCUUCACAAACAUUGAAACCCGUUAUACCUGGUAGUUACAUAACACAUCCUAGCUUUUGAGUAUGGCACUUUAAGCAUGUACGUGUACAGUUCUUUCUAUUUCUUUUCCCCCAACAUUGAAGCAUAGGUAGUGUAAGGAGUAUACACUUCUGCUAGCCUUUGACCACAUUUAUAAGCCUGAAUGCUCAAUUAGACAGCUACAUAUAUUGACUUUGACCAAAGGGGAUUAAGACUUCAAACUUUGCACACUCUGACUUAAACUACACCGGGCCUUUACAAGUUGGCUAAUGAAAUACCACCUUCAUUACUGAUGCUUCUAACAGUUAAUACAAAAAAAUCUUAUUAGUUCCAGUAUAAUUUUUACUUCUACAAUCAUAGUAUACAAUGUACUGUUUACAGGCUUAAUUCAUAAGGUAGAACAUGUGAUGAUUACAUUUCCAGACCAGUCAGUAAUGAUAAUGUAGGUAUACAGUGUAAUAUUUAUGAGGGAAAGUAUCUGUUUUCUUUUGUAGUUCCACUAGACACAUUCACCCUCUGAGAUGAUCAUAUUCUUUUGUGGGUGACAGUAUUUGGAUUACAUUCAAACUUAGUCAGUUUUUCUCCUCUGUCUUCUCGUCAUGUCUGUGGAUGUAGACUCAAUUUGUUUUACAUCUAUAACUCACGUGAACUGUAACUCAGAUGAGAACCAUCUGUCUCUCUGUGGCAGUAGUUUUUUUUCCUUUGCCUCACAUUGUUAUCAACAAUUCCUGUGUGUUGUUCUGUCAUUAUCUUCCAUGUAACUCAUUAUAUUAUUCUCAUUUUCAAGCGUUCUGUUUUGAGAUACAUAACAACAGUAUUUCUCAAUAUUUUAAAUUUUUUUUCAGAGACUGUCCAUAUUCACUUCGCACAACCCACAACACUCUUUGUUUCAGCAGUUUUUAUGCAAAUUUGGCUGCAUGACAACACUUUAUAUAUGUUCAAAGUUUCUGUUGCUGCUUGAAAGUGCAUCCUGUCAGAUGUUAUAACUGAAAAUGAUGCCUAAAUGAUCUUUAUUAUUGUCAACAGAGUUUUUGUGAUGACAUUUCCAUUCCCAAUUGUGGUAAUAAUAUUGGAAAUAAAUGAGCUUUCAGCAGUAUGUUACAGCAAUUUGUUUAUAGAUGACUUUACUGUCUAUAACUGUGGAAGAUGUCAGUUAGAUAAUAAAAAUUAAUAAUCAUUUUUUUAAAAAAAGAGCUGAAAUUAUAAUGUCACUCAGAAUUGGUUGUGUAAUUUCCAUUAUAAAAGUUACUGGUCCUAGGAGUGUCUGUUGAAAUUCUUGUCAUAUAUAAAUGGAGAUAAAUAGAACAUUCCAUUAUUAAAGUUAACAACUAGAUAGUAAGGAAGAAAUGCCACAUUGAAGCAGAAACUGACUUUUACUUAGUUCAUAGGGUUCAGAAACCAGUCAUCAGUUGAUGCUGCUGGAGUCAUCGUGUCCAUAUAAUGUGCAUUGUCAGAUCCCUUUUGAAGAUUGUCUUCUAACAUUUAAUGUCUUCUAUAUAGUUAUUUGUAAAUGUGAUACAGUCAGAUAUAUAUGUUAAUAUAACUGGGGCUGACUAGAGUGUCAGGUACUUCAUUAUUCAUCAGCAACAUUAUAAUUCAUGACAGACCAUCAGCUGUUGCUGGCUUUGGAAUUGUUAUGUAUGGUAAAUAAAGUUUUUUCAUAGUAAAUGGUAGAAGUGUUACUCAUCAACCUAGUUAAGCCAUGAUUUAAAAGUCAAUAAAGCAGAGGAGCGAGGAAUGAAGACAUGGAUAAGUGUGAAUGCUUAUUAAAUUUCAUCAUUGUUAACUGCAUUAAAAUGUGUGUAUUAGAAUUAUAAAUCUGUGGGGAAAAAAGUCACAGUUCUAUCGAGAGUGUUUUCUUGUUGGGAAAAACCAGCAUAGUUUAAUUUUUGUGGCCAACAGGCUACAGUAAGUCAAUGUACAAAAUUUUAUAUUAUUGCUGUAGUGUUUUAUGUUUACAAACUUGGAGUAUGUGUUGGUCAGGAGAAAUGUGCUGCAAAAGCCAGAAGUAACUAGUGCAAGAGUAUUUGAUUUAGAAUUGUAGCUGAGUGUUUGUAGUUAUGUGAAAAAUGAAGGUAAUGUAUCAGCUAGACUUUGUAACUGUUCUUGUUACUGUGUGUUGCUUUUCCUGAGCUUUCAACUCAUCAUGUUGUAUUUUCUUGGUUGUAUUUAGCAAAAUGACAAUCCUGUAGUUUGCUUAGAGUUACCCCAGUUGUGCACUUUCUGGUGUUUUCAAAUACAUCAUACAGCUAGCAUGACAAAUGUAAGUAACUAGAACUUCUGAAAAUCAUAUACUAAAGCUUCAAUUCAUCUUGUGUGUUCCUGGUACUUAAUAGAAAAGGUAUAGGCUUUUUGAUGGACUUUAUUAGAAUAAAUUGGUAUUUUGUGUGUGUGUGUGUGUGUGUGUGUGUGUGUGUGUGUGUGUGUGUGUGUGUGUGUAAAAUGAAGACCUGUAGAUGCUUACUAAUGCUUUCAUCCUUACAUCACUCAUGAUUGCUUCAUAAGGACAAGUACAUUUAAUAAAAUAUUUUACAAUGUUCACACCAAUAUUGUUAUAAAUUUGGGUUGCAUUUCCAACAGGAAAACUGUAGCUGUUGUUAGUGUUGUAAAUAUUUUCCAUCAUCUGUUUGUUUCUGUUAGUGUAGAUAUUCAGCAGACAGACAUACAGACAGACAGACAGACAGACAGACAGAGAGAGAGAGAGAGAGAGAGAGAGAGGACAUAUUUAUUGUGCUUUAUUAAAAUCAUCCUUGUUGCAUCAUUAACUAAGCAGAAGAUAUGUAUUAUUCCCACAUUUAUUUUUCUAUUUAUUAUAAGCUUUUUCAAUAAAUAAUUUGUGAUAUUACUUUAUAUGCACAGCCAGUAAUAUAUAAUUAGAUGAACUGUAUGGUCAAUUUCUGUUAACUGUUAAUUUUAUCAGUUUUUUGGAGUCUCUAGCUCUGUAACAUAUGUUUUCAACAAAAGGGGACUCAACAAUUUGUUUAGAACAUCUGGUAUGCUUGUAAAGUGAUUGAAAUAAUACUAAUGUUGAGAAACUGUACCUGUUUAGUGAUUUACCUCCAAUUGUCACCAGAAUUCUGAAAUAUACCAAGAGACUGCUUUUUGUAGCUUGGAGUGAAUUUCAGUUAUUGGACAAUGAAUGAAAGUUACCUCUGUACGGUACUCAAUUCAGCUCUACUCUUCCUGAAGUUGAGUGUGAUGUAAUAUGUUAGUAAAUGCUACAUUUUCAAUUAUAUUUCUGUAAUUUUGCCAAAUUUUGAAUUGAAUAUAUUCGUUAUUGGAAUGCUGCAUCAAAGUAAUUUGGUGGUUAGCUCUGUAGUGGUGAUAUGUCUGGACAAGUACAUGUUCACAACUAAUUUUGUCUUUAAUUUACUACUGUAAUUCAACAACUAUUACAGUCAGAAUUGUGGAUCGUAUUUGUCAAAAUAAUGAAAUUAAACAAACAACAAGGUCAGUGGAGAUGUAAAGUGUCAUCCUUGUAACUGAAAAAUGUUGGGUGAUAUUAAAACAUAACAUCUUGUGAA